AACAAAUUAAAACGGCAAGUGAAGAGAAAAGGAACAGAACAGCAGCAGCCCCACCAAGCGCCGACCUGUCGGGGAUGGCGGCUGCGGCGGCGGGGGCAGGGAAGGGGAAGCGGAAGCGGUCUCUCUCCGAGGACGACGUCUACCUCCUCCUCCACAGGUACGCGCCCGGGACGAUCCUGACGGCGCUGCAGGAGGUGGCGCAGCACGCGGAGGGCAGGCGCAUCGACUGGAGGGCGGUGGUGGGGAAGUCGGCCACGGGGAUCACCUCCGCGCGCGAGUACCAGAUGCUCUGGCGCCACUUCGCCUACAACCACGUCCUCGACGACACCGUCGACGCCGGCGACCAGCCUCUGGGCGAUGACAGUGACCUGGAAUUGGAGCUUGAACCAGUUCCUAACCCGACCAAGGAAGCUUUAUCUGAGGCCUCUGCAUUAGCCAAGGCACUAAUAUCCGGAUCUUCACGUGAGCAAGCCUCUGGUCAACGUCUUAAUUUGGAUGCUCCUGUGCUGAACGCCCCAAAUGAAAAGACAGUGCGGGUUCCAUCUGAGAAACAGCUUGCUCAGAAUCACCGCAUAACAAACAUUACAGGUCCUGUUUCCAACUCAAAACAGGCAUCCCAUUUAGGGCCCUCUCCUGGUUCUUUGGAUCCAAAUGGACCUUCUAAAAAGAAAAAGAAGCCUAAAGCAUGGUCUAAAGAGGAGGAUGCAGACCUAGCAGCUGGUGUACAGAAGUACGGUGAAGGAAAUUGGGAUUAUAUUUUGCAUAAAUGUAAAUUUGAUAAUACAAGGACGCCUGAUCAGUUGUCUCAGAGAUGGGCGCUAAUUUGCAAGCGUCCAGGAGGAUCAACCAAGCCUGCUAGCACUAAACAUGCCACUGUCGCUAGCUCAGAGGAAAGAAAGGAUGCUCUUAAGGCACUUUCAAUUGCUGUUGGUCCUAUGCGUAGAUCAUCUAUGCUAAGACCAGGAGCUCAGCAACAAGGCAUUCAGCAUAAGUCUACAGUGUUUGCUCCUAAGAUACCUGAAGGAAGAUCCGCAGCAGCUCCUUCACCAGCACCGGCACUGCCGGUCCCAGUGCCGGUCCCAGUGCCAGUUCCCAUGCCUUUGCCUGUGAAAGCACCAGUCAAGUCGCCAGUUCCUCAGGGGCAACAAGCACCUGUCCAACGCGCACCUCCAAAAUCAGCAAAUGCUUCAAAUAAGACUCGUAAGAAGCAAUCUCCCCAACCAAGUCCUAUCAUUGGUCCUUCCUCAAUACAAGCAGCAGCUAUUGCUGCUGGUGGACGAAUCGCCCCAGCCUUAACGGCCGCAAACUUCUUAAAAGUCGCACAGUCUGCGCACAUAAGAUCUCAAGUAACAGGAUCUUCAAAACCUUCUGCAAGCACUAAAGCACAAAGUGUGGUUGUUGAACCUGGUACACAACCUGGCAGCAUUCAGCAUCUAGAACCUCUAAACACUAGCGCCCCUAAAUCUGGCCCUUCAGUUUUGACCACGCAUGCAACUGAGCAAGUUCAUGGUGCUUCAGAGGUUGCUGUAGUUAAUCCUCCAGGGCCAUCUGCCGGGGCACAUCCAUUGGAAACUAAUAAAGCAUUGAGUACCACACCAGUGCCUGUCUCAUGUGACAGCGAGGAAAAGGAGGACGACUCUACAUUUUGUGUUAUCACUAUAGAUGACUUGUUCCCUGAAGAUGCAGUGCAGCUAGAAACAGUAGAUCUCGAGGCAAAGCCAGAAAUUGCCGAUGAGAAGGCAAAGCAGCUGGAAACUGUGGAUCCUGUGGAUCCCAAGGCAAAGCAGCCAGAAACUGUGGAUCCCAAGGCAAAGCAGCCAGAAACUGCGGAUCCCAAGGCCAAGCAGCCAGAAACUGCGGAUCCCAAGGCCAAGCAGCUAGAUACAUUAAAUCCCAAGGUUGAGAUGGUAGAUCCCAAGGAUAAAGACAUGCUUGAGUUUGAUCAAUUUGUUGCUUCUCAAGGAGGAGCUGUAAACACAGAUCAUUUGGAUAAAAGCAACAGAAGUGCUGCACAAGCCCAAGCCCUUGUUGGCAGCCAGAAGAAGCAAGUGAAACUGGUGCCCACCAUAGGGAAAGGCAACCCUGUAUCAGCUGGUGUGCCAGCAACCGUGAAGAGAGCCAAAACUUCUAUCCCACAUUUAGUGAACCCAGUCCCAGCCGGGAGUCCCCGUGGCAUUGUUGGCACAGUCAAUGCGAAUGCACCUAAUAAGACACUAGUAAGGAAGGCAACUACUCUUGUUCCUGCUGGUGUUCGAGCCCCUCUCCUGAAGAAGCAUGCCACGAACGGAAAAGGCUACCAAGUGAUGCAGCCCAGCACUGGCUCUGGAGUACCGGCCAGCAGCCAGGCUAGCGUGGCCGUGAAUGGUGCUAGCAAGGUGAAUCCGCCAUCCAGCGGCGGCCAAGCGAGCUCGGUGGUGAAUAUUGGUAGCAGAGCGAAUCCACCAUACAGUGGCCAGGCUAGCGCAGUGAUGAAUAUUGGUAGCAAGGCAAAUCCACCAUCAAGCGGCCAGGCUAGUGUGGUGGUGAAUGGUGCUAACAGAGCGGCCAAUCCACCGUCCAGCGGUAAGGCUAGCGCAGCCUUGAGUGGUGCUGCGAACAUGGCGAAUCCACCAGCUGCACCCAAGCAAUAGCUAUGCUCAACACAGUAAAUGUUGUAAUAAUCCUCGUAGGACUUUUGCGCGUCGAUUGUACCCUGAAAUGUGAAUAGGGCAUUAUAGACAGAUACCGUGUAAUUCUUUUCACCUUGUGUUUGCAGUUGACCCCGGGAACGGGAGAGACCACUAGAUUGGAGUGCUUUUUGUUUUAUCUGGUA
Molecule: messenger RNA, 2812 nt
Organism: Panicum hallii
Lineage: Eukaryota; Viridiplantae; Streptophyta; Magnoliopsida; Poales; Poaceae
Product: nascent polypeptide-associated complex subunit alpha, muscle-specific form-like
Exons: 6
Coding region: 75-2630 (851 amino acids)
Source: RefSeq, a predicted model, not a curated record